AUGCGUUCAAAGAUUCGAUGGUUCACGGAUAGUGCAAAUCACACUACGUAUCGCAUUUCGCUGCGUUCUUCAUCGUUGCGAGAGCCAAGACAUCCAUUGUUGAGAGUUGUUACGGUUAUACAACGGCAGUGUGUACACACGAGCGCGCUGCAAGACUGCUUCUACUCUGGUUUAUAGUGUAUUGGGAGGGUGCGAGGCACGGCUCGACGUCGAAACGUCGAACCACGCUCGCGUGACAAUUCACGUGUGGUUUGGAUGAACCAUAAUGAUCCUUCCGCA
This is a messenger RNA of Ostreococcus lucimarinus CCE9901, 279 nucleotides long. RefSeq lists its product with no specific name. Lineage: Eukaryota; Viridiplantae; Chlorophyta; Mamiellophyceae; Mamiellales; Bathycoccaceae. The record is from RefSeq and is a predicted model, not a curated record. Bases 1 to 177 code for a protein of 58 amino acids. The transcript has a single exon.